ACGCUCUUUGUCUUAACAGGAAAGUGAAACUGAGUGGCAGUCAGACUGCUGUUGUGUAGCUAUUGCACAGUCAGUCAUUCAGAUUGGGAUCUGGUAUCCGGUUAAAAACCAAUGCUUGAGUAGCUUCAGGUUACUGGGAGAUAAUAAGCCUGUGGGUCUGACGGAGCAACACUUGUGGAGAUCGUGGUUAGCUUAUAUAAUUCAACAGGAACACUAUGGCAUCAAAACUGGAGGCAGAUCUUCACUGUCCUGUGUGCUAUGACAUCUUCAAAGAUCCAGUCAUCCUGACCUGCACUCACAGCGUCUGUAAAGCCUGUCUGCAGCAGUUCUGGCAGACCAAACCAUCCAGAGAGUGUCCAGUCUGUAGGACGAUAUCGGCGCCACAAGACGAGCCUCUAACUAAUCUCACACUGAAGAAUCUGUGUGAGUCUUUGGUGAAGGGGAGAGGUGAGAGAGCCUUGAUGGGGUCUGAGGUGCGCUGCCGCCCCCACAAUAAGAAACUCAAGGUCUUCUGUCGGGAGGAUAGAGAGCUCGUGUGUUUGCUGUGUCGAGACUCAAAGCAGCACCAUAACCACCAUUUCUGUACUCUAGAGGAAGCAGUACUUGAACAUAAGAGGAAGAUAGAGACCAACCUAAAGCCUAUAAAAGAGCAACUGAAAGCCUUUAAAGAAGCAAAGAUAAUAAGUGACAAAACAGCUAAAAAGAUUAAGACUCAGGCCCAGCAAACAGAGAAACAGAUCAAGGAGGAGUUUGCAAAGCUUCAUCAGUUUCUACGAGAUGAAGAGGCAGCCAGGAUAGCUGCACUGAAUGAGGAAGAGGAGCAGAAGAGUGAGAUGAUGAAGGAGAAGAUUGAGAAGAUGAGCAGAGAGAUCUUGUCUCUUUCAGACACAAUCAGAACCAUAGAGGAGGAGAUGGGAGCUGAUGAUGUCUCAUUUAUGCUUAACUACAACACCACAGUGGAAAGAGCCCAGUGCACACUGCAGUAUCCAGAGAAGGUUACAGGUCCACUGCUCCACGUGGCAAAGCACCUGAACAACCUGCUAUUCAGAGUCUGGGAGAAGAUGCAGGACAUGAUUGAAUACGCUCCUGUGACUCUGGAUCCCAACACUGCACACCCACAACUCAUCCUGUCUGAGGAUCUGACCAGUGUGAAAUGGGGUGAUGAGAAGCAGCAGCUUCCAGAUAACCCAGAGAGAUUUGAUGAGUGCGCCAGUGUCCUGGGCUCUGAGGGCUUUGACUCAGGGACUCACUGCUGGGAUGUGGAGGUUGGGGACAGUAACGAGUGGGACGUCGGUGUGAUGGCAGAGUCAGCCCAGAGGAGGGGUAGAAAUAUGGACGAGAAUGUCUCCAAACGCUGGAUUGUGCGCCACUCUAAUAAUGAGUACACGGCACGUUCUGGAAUGGUGUCCUUCCUGCGUGUACUAUUUAAUAGGUCAGACAUUCCCCUCACAGUCGAGCGGAACCCCCAGAGGAUCAGAGUGAAGCUGGACAGAGACAGAGGAAGAGUUUCAUUCUCCGACCCUGAUAAUGACACACACCUGCACACAUUCACGCACACUUUCACCGAGAGGGUGUUUCCCUACUUUAACUCUACGUUUCCCAUGAAGAUCUUUCUGAGAAAGCCGGCCAUAACAGUAGAACAGCACAGGAGAAGAAGAGGGCAGCUGAAAUGUCUCCCACAGUGGAAAAUGCCUGACUUGAAGGCCUACACAUGUUUGAAUGGGAAUGAGCAGGAGAGAUAAGCAUCAAUGUUCAAGAAGUUCAUCUCUGAGACUCCGUCUCUGUAAUUGUAAUCUUCUCGCAGUUACCCCUGUUUUCCACUGGUUUCUUCCGCACUAAAUUCCAUCUGCAACACUAGCUUUGUUUAUACUGUGGGCCAUCAGCCCAGGAACUUUGGCCUAGGCUCACGAGCACUGGGGCUAGAGUUCCUCCUGUGUUUACAUUAUCAUGGGUCAUGUAACCAACUGCCAGAGGCACUGCGCAACAUUCCAUGAACAGAUUUAAAAAAAAAAAACAACAAAAAAAAAAAAACACUCAAACGUUACACAUCAAACGGAGAAGUUCUGCUUAUUAUAACCUUUUUACAGCCGUAAUGUAGGCUAAAAUAACACUGUAAGUGAGUGUUUAAAUGUAUGCAAAUUAUGCAAACAGUGUCAGUCGGUUAUCUAACAAGUAUGUAACUGCAACACGACGACAGAAAUGAUAGCCACCAUUGUAAAGGGCUCAACAUGCUUGUGGGUCAAGUCCACGGUGUAGCUACGCCACCACUCCUACGGCGUCGUGACCCACUUUAUGGUUCUGCAUCGGGUUGCUUUGCAUCGCGGUGCAUGUCGCCUGUGUCUGCAUUGCUCACCACCGAAAACAAUAGACUGUAGACGACGGUACUCAGAUUGGCAAACCCCAUAGACUAUCGUGACAAAAUAUUAAUCUUAUUUGUUUGGGCUUUUCUUGCUUAGAUUUUGUACAAAGUAUCGAGAAAUAGACACAGUAAAAUCCAUUAACCUAGUUACUGUAACCAGCAAAUAAGUCUGAGGUUUAAGUUAUGGUAGCAAGCGAACUUUAGCACAACUGCCCACAAAGUACUGCUUGCUGGCGAAGUGCUAAUUUCAAAAUGUGACUGACAUAGACACUUUACAAACGGAUAACCCUGUCAUUGUAACCAAAAUAUGUCUGAGUUUAUUUGCAAAGCUUAUGUCUGUGAACUCAAUACACAGGACGAGUUGACCAAUCACAGUCCUUGCGGUCUGCGUCGCCUCGACGCAAAGUUACAAUGUUUUGGAGGUGCACGUUGAGCUAUGGCGGAGGGGUCGGGGCGGGGUUUGCGAAGACGCAGAGGGGUCUGCGGGGGUACGCCUUUGAUUCGACGCAGAAGCAUAAAAUAGGCUUAACAGUCAAUGGUUCCUUUCCAACCUGUUGAGCAGCGGCAUAUGUCAGACGUGUGUGUUGUUGAAAUUUGGGGGAAAUUAAUUUAACCACGCUGCCAAGAGGCCUGGGAAACAAGAUUGAAAUGUGUGUUUUUGCUAGGAUAUACAAAUAUAUAUAUAUACCAUACUUUGCUAGGAAUACAAAAUAAAUACAAUAAAAAUACAAUAAAGACUAACAAAGAAUAUGCCUUUUGAAGUCCACUUUCACCAGUAAUAUCAAAGUUGAGCUGACUAAAGUGUGAUUGAAAUAUAACCUUGCUUAAGCAAAAUGUAAUCAUGCUAUGAAAAAUUUAAACCCUGCUUGAGUAUAGAAUGUAUUCUUGCUAUGGAAGUAUUCAUGCUAUACAAAUGAAAAUGUUUUGAGUAUGAUCAUACAUAUAAUCAUGUUUGGAAAAUAAUCAUACUUUGAAUAAGAAAUGUGUGUUAAGGGCUCGCAGUCGUACAUAGUAGAACAACUUAUCUGACUUUUUGACUUUUCGCUUCUUUAUGCUUUUAUUUUGAACUUUUAUUUUAUUUGGGGCAUUUUUACAUAUUUCUUUUUCUUUUGUAUUUUUCUGUAAUCCUUUUUAUUCUUGUAUAAUAAACUACUUCUAGUAAGGAAGAGUUGAAAGAC
Molecule: messenger RNA, 3537 nt
Organism: Alosa sapidissima (American shad)
Lineage: Eukaryota; Metazoa; Chordata; Actinopteri; Clupeiformes; Clupeidae
Product: zinc-binding protein A33-like
Exons: 6
Coding region: 216-1742 (508 amino acids)
Molecular function (GO): protein binding; zinc ion binding
Source: RefSeq, a predicted model, not a curated record